AUCCACUCUCUAUUUCUUUGCAUAUUUCUCCAAUUUUACCCUUCCAUUAUAUAUGUAACCAUUUUGCGAUUCAAUCUACUUGAAUUUUUCAAAUUUACAAAAUGGGGAUGUCCAUGAGUUUCAUGGGAAAAGGGUUGCCUUCAAACCAGAUGGUAGGUUUUGUUAUGGGGACUCUCUACAAGCAAUUUGUGGACCAAGAUAUUAAGAACGUUGAGGAAUUCCACAUGGCUAUUCUUGAUAUCUUCAACGCAUUCAACUCAGCAUUGCCUGGUAAACAUUAUGAUGCACCCUCAAGAAAAGAGAUAGAGGCAUGUUUUAGUUUUUGGAAACAUGCUUCAGAUGCACAAAGAAAAGAACUCUUCAUUGAAUUGAUGAAGAAGAGCGUAAAACUUAGCAAGAUAGAUGACUCCGCCUUGGUCACCGGAGUAGUAACACCACCGGCAGCAAUGGCUGCCAAGAAAGCGGCGGAGAAUUUGCCUCAGUUAAAGAUAUUAAAGGCUGUGCCAGAUGUUGUCUUUGUGCCUGCAGCAACAGUAUUAGCUCUUAUCUCUGCUAAGCUUACAAAAAGGACGUUCUUUGGAAGUUCAGCGUCUCCUUAAUUCUAAAAUAAAUUGUAGUAUGAAUUAUCUUGUAAUAACUAAAUAAAAUAUUAAAAUUUCAAGCUCUUUAUAAUUGCAUUUAAUGUUUUUAA
Molecule: messenger RNA, 691 nt
Organism: Jatropha curcas
Lineage: Eukaryota; Viridiplantae; Streptophyta; Magnoliopsida; Malpighiales; Euphorbiaceae
Product: calcium ion-binding protein
Source: RefSeq, a predicted model, not a curated record